This is a messenger RNA of Mustela erminea (ermine), 2576 nucleotides long. It is a transcript of the gene HSPBAP1, whose product is annotated as HSPB1 associated protein 1. The coding region runs from base 293 to 1651 and encodes 452 amino acids. Lineage: Eukaryota; Metazoa; Chordata; Mammalia; Carnivora; Mustelidae. The record is from RefSeq and is a predicted model, not a curated record. Gene Ontology annotation, molecular function: 2-oxoglutarate-dependent dioxygenase activity. The transcript has 9 exons.
GGCAGCCACCCGGGGGGCGACCACUGAAACGGCCCCUGCGGCUGGAGCUGGAGAGGUGGAAGGGCUGAGAGAAGAAAGAACUAAUGAAAAUUGAAUUGGUCUGUACUUCCUGGAGUAAUUUGAAAUUGUGGUAUAGUUUGAACAUGGAAAUGAAUGGAAGAAGCCAUUUCUGGCCGUCAAGGUUUGGAGUAGAAGUGAAUGGAGAAAAGCCUGCGUCACAUAAGGGCCAGAAGGCGCGGAGGAAGGUGAACGUGUCAAACCUUUUACGCCAGAGAAAGCAAAAGAAAUUCUAAUGUCUUUACAACAACCUGCAGUCUUCUGUAACAUGGCUUUCGAUUGGCCAGCCCAACACUGGACUGCUAAACACCUUUCUGAAGUCCUUCCUGGCAAGCAGAUACGAUUCAGGAUGGGAAUGAAAAGAACAGAUACAGUUCCACAGUUUGAAACGACAUGUAAUUAUGUGGAAGCUACACUUGAAGAGUUCCUGACCUGGAACUGUGGCCAGCCUACUAUGUUUGGACCAUUUAGAGAUUAUGAUCAUUCCAAAUUCUGGGCUUAUGCCGACUACAAAUAUUUUGUCAGCCUAUUUGAUGACAAGGCAGAUAUUUUCCAGGAUGUGAUAUGGUCUGACUUCGGGUUUCCUGGAAGAAAUGGACGGGAAAGUACAUUGUGGAUCGGCUCCAUGGGGGCCCAUACACCCUGUCAUCUGGACUCCUAUGGUUGCAAUUUAGUAUUCCAGGUCCAAGGAAGGAAAAGAUGGCAUCUCUUUCCUCCUGAAGACACUCCUUUCCUUUAUCCAACUAGAAUCCCUUAUGAAGAAUCUAGUGUGUUCAGUAAAAUCAAUGUUGUCAAUCCUGAUUUAAAACGUUUUCCUCAGUUCCGCAAAGCUCGAAGACAUACGGUUACACUAAACCCAGGACAGGUUCUGUUUGUUCCCAGACACUGGUGGCAUUACGUAGAAUCCAUUGAUCCUGUCACUGUCAGUAUAAACUCAUGGAUUGAGCUGGAAGAGGACCACCAAGCCCGAGUAGAAGAGGCAAUCACACGCAUGCUUGUGUGUGCCCUGAAGACCGCAGAGGAUCCAACCAAUACCAGAGCUUGGUUAAACCCAACUGAGGUUGAGGAAACAUCCCACGAAGUCAAUUGUCGCUACUUAAAUAGAGCUGUUUCUGCCCUUUUUGAUCAUUACAGAACAUCUAAGGUCAUAGAAAUCCAAGCCCUGAGAACAAAUAGAGAGGACAUGAAACAGGAGGGCUUGAAUGUGCACAAUCGCAUGGCGGUGGAACAAACAGGUGGCCAGGACGUAAUCCUGGGAACAGGAAAAUGGGAGGCAGCAAGUCCCUUUGGCCCUGAUCUGGUUCCUGUAAUACUGAGUUCUGAAGAACUACCCUCAGAGAGAGGAGGCAUAUUUGAAGGUGAUGGUAAAGACUUUGUAGGCAAAGAUGGAGAACACUCUGGAAAACUGCAUUGUACCAAGAGGCAACGAAUGACGAGUAAAAGUGAGGAUGCAGUUGUGGAACAAAUUGCUUCAAAUAGUAGUAUGGCUCCUUCUCAAACAUUCAUUUCUACAGAUGACUUGCUGGACUGCUUGGUGAAUCCACAAGUAACCAGGAUAGUGGCACAACUUCUGAUACAAGGAAGAAGUUUGUAGUUCUAAGGAAAUGACUUUUAAAAUAAUACUUUAAAAAUAUUUUUAAGUAGUUUGAUCAUUAAAUAAAAAAAUGGCAGAGCACAAAGUUAAUUUGUAGGCCAGCGUGCUUGUAAAUGCACUUGUUCUUACCUAAUUGUGUUUCAGUCUCUUGCCACCUUCAUUCACGAACAUCGCUCUCCGAGCCAGCCGGCUCUUUGUUACUUGUUAGGCCUUCUUUCUUCAGUGACUUUGCCUUUCCUCUCGCAUCUGGUCCUUUUAGCUGAUCUCAAAUGUAAGCCCCAGGUGUUCUUAACAGAAAGUAAUACCUCUUCAGCAGUCUCAAGGCGAGGUCGGCCUGCUGCUUGUUUUUGUAAAUAAAGGUUUACUGGAGCACAGCCAUGCCAUUCAUUACAUAUUGCUGAUGGCAGCUUUAGAGUUACAGUGUCAGAGUUGAGCAGUGAACAAGCCAUUGUGGCCCACAAGACUGAAAAUACUGUCUAUCCCCUCAUAGAGAAAGUUUGCCAACCCCUGGCCAAAUGCAUCCAUUGGGUGGCUUCUAGUCUUGAUCCAAAGUGAUUGAUUACACCUAUGACACCUGCAGAAUUUUCACUGGCUAAUCCCUGUCACCCAGAGCAGGAUACCAAUCAGGAAAAAAGUCGGCAGGGUCCAAUAUAAGGCUUCAUUAUGGAAGGAACUGGGACAUCUAGGAACACUAGUCCUGGGAAGGAAAAGCACUGGAUGUUACUGGCUCCUGCAAUGGACUAAAGGUUUGGUCUAGUGGGAUUGAGCCUUCUCUCAUUACAUUUGCAAGAAGAUCUGGGGAUAAUUAUUACCAUUACUGUCUAACUAAGACUUUAGAAAUUAGGGCAUAUGGGUGGCUUAGUCAGUUAAGCAUCUGCCUUCAGCUCAGGUCAUGAUCCCACGUCCUGGGAUCGAGUCCUGAAUC